Molecule: messenger RNA, 1509 nt
Organism: Purpureocillium lilacinum
Lineage: Eukaryota; Fungi; Ascomycota; Sordariomycetes; Hypocreales; Ophiocordycipitaceae
Biological process (GO): transmembrane transport
Cellular component (GO): membrane
Molecular function (GO): transmembrane transporter activity
Source: RefSeq, a predicted model, not a curated record
AUGACACUACCCACCAACCCGAGCUCCGACUCGGAGCACAAGCCCGGCGGCGGCGGCGGCAGUGAGCCCCUCGCGCUCAGCAAGCCCGAGGGCGAGAUGCCGCCCGGCGUGUCUACCCCGAUCGAGAUCGACGCAGAGACGAACAAGCGGCUCCUGCGCAAGAUAGACUGGCGCCUCAUGCCCGUGCUCUGCUUCACGUAUGCCCUCCAGUAUUACGACAAGGCCAUCCUCAGCCAGGCCGCCAUCUUCGGCCUCCGCAAGGACCUCGGGCUGCAGGACGGCCUCAAGUACAGCUGGGUCUCGCUCAUCUUCUACUUUGGCAACCUGGUGGGCACGUACCCCGUCGCCUUCCUGGCGCAAAAGUACCCGCCGCGCAUCGUCAUCACGACCAUCUGCAUCAUCUGGUCCAUCAUCGUGCUGUGCACCACCGCCUGCACCACCUACUCGGGCAUCCUCGCCAACCGCUUCUUCCUCGGCGUCGUCGAGGCCGGCGUCUCCCCCAUCUUCAUGCUCGUCGUCGGCAUGUGGUACACGCACUCGGAGCAGGUCUUUCGCUCUAGCAUCUGGUACUCGUGCAGCGGCGGCUCCCUCCUGAUCUCGCCCGUCAUCAACUACGGCCUGGGCCACAUCACCGGCGGAAGCCUGCACCCGUGGCAGUACAUGUACCUCGUCGCGGGCAGCGUCACCCUCAUCUGGGGGGUUGCCCUGUGGUGGAUCUUCCCCGACAGCCCGCAGGUGGCCAAGGGCUUUACCGACGAGGAGCGCAAGCUGCUCCGAGAGCGUGUCCGCGUGAACAACGCCGGCGUCGAGAACAAGCACUUCAAGCCGUACCAGUUCAAGGAGGCCCUGGGUGACUACCAGCUCUACCUCAUCAUGGUUCUGUCCCUGGUGAGCUGCACGGGGUCUGCCGUCCUGAGUGUUUUCGGAUCCAUCGUCUUCAACGGCAUGGGCUUCGACAUUUAUACCUCGUUGCUGCUCAAUCUGCCAAUCGGCGCGUUUGCAUUCAUCGCGAUCUUGGGGUCGGGCUACUUGGGCAUCAGGUUCCCCAACGCGCGCCUGAACAUUAUCGCCGGAGCUUGCGCGCCUGUCAUCAUGGGCUGUGCACUACUGUGGCAGCUACCCAACUCAAAGCGUGGCGGACGCAUCUUUGGACUCUACAUGAUUAGCUUCUUCUCGUCGUCGUGGGUGCAAUGCAUCGGCAUGGGCACAUCCAACGUUGCCGGCUACACCAAAAAGGCCACCUACGCAGCGGGUACCUUUAUCGGGUACGCCCUUGGAAACUGUGUCGGCGCCUUGAUGUUUGACGCCAAAUACGCGCCUCGGUACGACAACAGCUUCACCGGCGUCAUGAUAUGCUUCGUGGUGUGCGUGGCCGUCGCAAUGCUGCUGCGCUUCCUGCUCGCCAGGGAGAAUGCCCGCCGCGACAGGGAGUACGGCGCGCCGAACAUCAUUCACGGCUUGGAGGACCUGACGGACAAGGAGAACAAGUCGUUCCGGUACAAUCUGUAG